CCCCCGUCCACCGCAAUCAUGGACGCGCCACUGGUACCGCCGACGCGCAUCGAGGUCUCCUCGUCAACGCCGAUGUCCGCCGAGAAGGCCGCCAAGCGACUUGACGCCUUCAUCACCGCGUUUGGCGAGCGCAGCCAGGCAGCAGAGGGAGGAAGUACGGCGGUGACCGUGCAGCUGCAGAAGCUCAAAGACGCGUUAGUCGAGGAGCGCAAGCACGUCCAGAAUGCAUCAUGACUUCGGCCCUCUUUCUCAGUUUCAGGGAUACUUCCCCCGAGUCUUCACCAUAUGUCAAUCAGCGACUCUGCCGUCGAUUUUGUGUACUCUCAUUUACUGGAGCUCUGUAUCAAUCAAUCCAUCUCUGACUGAUAGGCACUCUGGCAAGCCUUCGUACACCC
Messenger RNA from Schizophyllum commune H4-8, 395 nucleotides. RefSeq lists its product as uncharacterized. The transcript is spliced from 2 exons. The coding region runs from base 19 to 234 and encodes 71 amino acids. The record is from RefSeq and is a predicted model, not a curated record. NCBI's taxonomy places the organism in Eukaryota, Fungi, Basidiomycota, Agaricomycetes, Agaricales, Schizophyllaceae.